AUGGCUGAAGCUUUAGUUAUGGCCGCCGAAGGUAUACUAACAAAGGUGGUGUUAGUAGCUGCCAACGAGAUCUCCCUUGCUUUGGGUUACAAAAAGAAGUUGGACACCCUUCACCAAACCGUAGACCUAAUUUGUGCCAAGUUGCGCGAUGCUGAGAGACAAAAAGGAACAGAGGCUGUGAUUGUAUGGCUGAAACACCUAAAACAAGUAGUUGGUGAAGCUGAUGAUGUGUUGGAUGAGGUUCAUUACGAAAUGUUGAGAAGUGAGAUAAAGAAAACAGAUCGAAUCGCAAGAAAGGUACUGUCCCUCCCAAGCUUGAAAAAGCUUUCAUUUCGUAGAGAAAUUAGUCAUAAAAUCGAAAACAUCAGCAAGAAGUUGUUACAGAUCAAUAAGCAAGCAAACCUUCUAGGGCUACAAAACGAACAGUUUACCUAUGUUCCAGAUACUCUCUAUCGGGAGACUGAUCCAUAUUUAGACGAAUUCCAAGUUGUUGGGAGGGAGGAUGAUGAACUACAUAUCAUACAACUUUUAACCCAACCAAGAAAAGAAGAAAGACUCACCAUUGUUCCUAUUGUUGGAAUGGGCGGGAUUGGAAAAACAAGUUUGGCUAAGUCAAUCUACAAUAAUACAAAAAUCGAGCAGCAUUUUGAUGUUCGAGCUUGGUUGUGUGUGUCAGUUAAGGUUGUUAUCAACACACUUCUUGCAAAGAUCCUUGAAUCUCUUUCUGGAGAGGAAUGUAAGUCACAAACUAGAGUCAAUUUGAUUACAAAUCUUCAAAAGUAUUUGGGAUCGAAAAGAUAUUUGCUAGUCCUGGAUGAUAUUUGGGACGAAGAAAGGGCACAUUGGGAUGAUUUUAGGAGUUGUAUGUUAAAAGUAAACCCAAAGAGUGGAAGUGGCAUUCUUGUCACUACUCGGAUUCUUGAAAUUGGAACCAUGGCUAUGUGUGAGGAUUCCCGUGUUUUGCAAAGUCUUUCUGAUGAUCAUUGUUGGUCCAUCUUUAAAGAAAGAGCUUUUGUGGUAGGACAAUCACCAUUGCCAGAAUUGGAGGAGAUAGGACGUGAGAUUGUGAAAAAGUGUCAUGGUUUCCCAUUGCUAGUAAAUGUAAUAGGAGGCAUGCUGCGAAAUUAUAAUAACAAAGAGAAGUGGUUGUCCAUCAAAGAUAGCAAGGUUUGGGAUCUAGAAGCAGCUGGGGAUAGAGUUCAAAAUAGUUUGAAACUAAGCUUUGAUAAUUUGCCUAAUUAUACUGUCAAGCAAUGCUUUGCAUGUUGUUCCAUCUUUCAAAAGGACAAAGUUAUAAAAAGGGAAGAAUUGAUCCAACUUUGGAUGGCUUUAGGGUUUGUUAAAGCAGAUGAGACAAGAAACAAGGAAAUGGAGGACGUGGGAAAUGAAAUUUUCCAGAUUUUGGUAAGCAAUUCAUUAUUCCAAGAUGUUAAAAGGGAUGAGUAUGGUUACAUCACUAGUUGCAGUAUGCAUGAUCUUGCUUUAUCACUUUCCAAACAUGAAAGUUUAUGUCUAGUGAGUCCGAAAAGCGAUGAUAUUGUACGUAUUCCUCAGGUUAAACAUCUCAUAGUGAACAAAUAUAGCGAAGAUAAUAUUCGAAUCAACAUUUCUUUUAAAAAGUUGAUUUCUAUGGUCUUCAAAGAGGAUACUACAGCUAGAACUUUCCAUACAUUGUUCUUCAAGGGUGAAGUCGAGAGCACCAUUUCAUUCCAACAUUUGAAGUGCCUACGAAUCCUAAAAUUCAAUGGAUGUAAACUAACGAAGAUAGACGAUUCAAUUGGAGAGUUGGUGCAUCUCAGAUUUCUUGAUUUGUCAAAUACCCAAAUCAACGUUCUUCCAAAAUCUCUAUGUAAACUUUAUCAUUUGCAAACUCUGAAGCUCUGUGGUUGCUAUCGUCUCAAGGAGUUGCCAAACGACAUGAGAAAUUUGAUAAGCCUACGAGAUUUUGAAUUUCGAGAAAACAUUCCCAUUCAUAAUGUGGGACAAUUGACUUCUCUUCGAACACUGCCUUCCUUUGGUGUGCGUAAAGAGAAGGGGCAUCAAAUUGAAGAGCUCGGGCGUUUGAAACACCUUAGUGGAAAGCUUUGUAUUUUCAAUCUAGAAGAAAUUAGCAACAAAGAAGAUGCUCUCAGUGCAGAUUUAUCUAAAAAGAAAAAUUUGUACAAGAUUUAUGCUCUCAGUGCAGAUUUAUGCCUAUGA
This is a messenger RNA of Lactuca virosa, 2199 nucleotides long. The record is from the annotation of a GenBank genome assembly. Lineage: Eukaryota; Viridiplantae; Streptophyta; Magnoliopsida; Asterales; Asteraceae.